AUGGCAUCCUACUCUACGCAAUACUACGCUACAGCUGUACCCAUCCCUACCAAGGGUGAGCAGUACCCUUCGUACUACCACAGCGGUGGAAGUGCCUACUCUGUAUCUCCUCCCGAGGACAAUGACGCCUCAGUCACUUCUGGCGUUCCGUCCUAUGGGCACAGCUACUCUGUAGGCGAUUCCACCUACGAUGGUAGCACCAGCGGUGACUGGGAAAGCUCAGUAUCUGCCAGUGGUGUAGACUUUAAUGACUACAUCCAUGACCGCUUUGCCGAGUCUUUUGACCCGAUCCCGCUUGACCGCAGCCUGGCUAUGCAGGCACAGACAUCUGGACAGCUGAACAACAAGCACCGAGAGCUACUCGAGCUGCAGGCAAAAGCCCAAGCUCGCCUGGCCAAGUCCCGCGCUCGCUUUGCCGAGGGUGUGCAGGAUGCCCAGGAAGUUCAUGCCAACCUGGAGUGGACAUCAAAGAAGGUUUCGUCAAUGAAGAGCAAGGCCUCGCGGAAGCACUCCAAGGAGUACAAGAAGGCUCGCGAGCGAUACCCAUCGCCCGAGUUUUAA
Messenger RNA from Pestalotiopsis fici W106-1, 561 nucleotides. RefSeq lists its product as uncharacterized. NCBI's taxonomy places the organism in Eukaryota, Fungi, Ascomycota, Sordariomycetes, Amphisphaeriales, Sporocadaceae. Gene Ontology annotation, biological process: regulation of protein localization; endosome organization. The coding region runs from base 1 to 561 and encodes 186 amino acids. The transcript is spliced from 3 exons. The record is from RefSeq and is a predicted model, not a curated record. Gene Ontology annotation, cellular component: endosome; BLOC-1 complex.